AUGUCAACACACAAGAGCGAUCUGGUCUCUCUAGCGCGUCACCAUUAUCCACCCUCCCCGUUUGGGCGCGCGAGAGAUAUCAACUACGAAUUCGAUCUAGAUACCUCGAACUUCCCGACGCCCUCAAAACAGCAUGGGACGCGUCCACACGGCUAUCGAACCAGUACAUUAGCAGGUGCUUAUCAAGCUGCAUCGCGUGUAUCAAUGGCAGACGGUAUGGGUAUCCAGAUGCCAGCGUCCCCUAGUCCUCGACGCGCGCGAGAUAUGCCCGAAGCGCUCUCUCCUUCACCCCAACGAUCGAUCCCGCCCGAUGAAUUUGCGCAUAACUACGGGAGGUUUGCCGAGGAUGGAACCAUGGAAAAUCAUGGGCACUUGGACGAUUGGGAUGGAACGCGCUCAGUUAGUCGCUUGAGUCAAUCGUCAUGGCAAGCUAGGGAAAGAGACAUUGAUGUAGGGUCGCAAAACGGCCUCGCAUACUCUGAAACCAGCUUUCUGGACUUUACAGGGGCGUAUUCCCCACGAAAAAGGAAUGUUGAUUAUACAAAGGAUGAGCAGCGCCUCCGACGCGUUACCGGGAGGGAUUCUGCAGUUUUUAGCAAAGCCAAAGUUGGUCGAGCAGCUCUGACAGCGGAGAACCUGCAACGGCGCGAGGUGGAGGCGGAAGAGGAUAAAUCAGGACGAGGUCAACAGCAGAACCAGCAGCAAGUAAUAGAAGAUGAUGGAGAGCAUGGCCCUAUCUUGAAUGUACCGACCAACUGGGCUUCUCGAACAAGGACACGGCAAGAUUGGACCAGAAACAUUGAUCAGCACAGACCAGAAGAAGAUCAGCCGGAGCCAAUACAUGAAAAUGGUAUGCCUUCGUUGAGGAUGGAAAUUGACCCAGAGCCCAAACCUAUUCGACUCUCUCCGCGUUCCCUUGCACGAAGUCGAAUUCCACCUCGAAAUACCCUCGAGAACCGGGUGAAUGAUCUCCGUCCGCGCCAUGUACCGAAAUCGCAUAGCUACGAUGAAGAGACCCUUGAACAAGAACGACAUGCGUUGAGUGACGGCCAACCUAUCCCCAACACACCGAUCGUGGUUUAUAAAAAUUCAACCUUUAUCAAGCCAACCCCGACAAAAAGAGACUCCCAAGAUUUGUUACGCAGAUUAUCGAGAGCCGAAAGUCCAACCGUCGAUCAACUUCAAACUCCAGAGCCGCCAAAGUUGUUUGAGAAACAAAUCUACGAUAAGACGCCUAAAGUCACAGUGGGCGGAUGGGUUGAUACUCCAAUGCCCGAACGAGUGACUGAAAGAGUGACUGAAAUUCCCGAAUCGACCAAAGUUCCUACUCCUCCGUCGACACCUCCAAGAGAACGAGAAAUUCAUACACGGCAACCUGAACCGCCAACUGAGGCCCAGCCCAUAUGGAAGAAUCAAAAAUAUGAAUCCAACAAUUCCAAUGAAUUGCACCAAGAAGAACCAAAGACAAGGAGGACAAGGCCUCCUUUGAUCAGACCAAAACUUCCCAAAAGUGCUCUGGCAACACUUAUAGAAGAAGUGAGCUCCGGCAAGGAGACGCUAGAGGGACUAGCAGUGGGUGACGAUACUUUGGAAUCUCUGCAAGAAUUGAUGAAUGAUCCGACGAGUCUGAAAACAGAGGAAGAGGUUGCGGCUUUUGAGAAAAAGGUUCUUGCCGAAAUUCAACAAGUUGCCAGUUCGAAUGAACACCAAAAAGUCGACGCCGAUAAGCCGAACGAUCAGGUGCAUCGCUUGAAUGGUGAUAAACCGGAGGACUCAGUCGAGAAAUCAGUUGAAAAACCAGUUGAAAAACCAGUGGAGCAAUCAGUCAAGCCUGAUGGAAUUGAAAACACGUUGAAACCAGAUCAAACGCUUGAAUUACUCCAGAAGACGGUUGAAGAACUCAGGAAUGGUAUCAAAACCUUGGAGAAGAAAGUGACAACUACUACUCGGCCGAGCUCGCUCAAAAAGAGCCAGGAAAUUGGCCAUUCACAUUCUCCCAGUGGAACUUGCGAGAAAUGCUUUUCUUCUGAUGGUCGUUUGUACGCUGCCAUUCCUCUCCCUCGCCUAUGGAAGCGAAUGCCGCAGACUGGACGUCGUCAGGUGACCAAACUUGGCUGGUUCACAAUAAUAUCAUUAACCUGGUAUGUCAUCGAAUGCCUGAUGGUCGAGCAAUACUCUCACCCGUUUGUCUCCAACACCUGCUCGGGCUAUUGCCUCCGCCCUGAUGCACCUCACUUUCCAGUCGUGACUGUGACCAUGCUCUGGCGCUGGUCUCAUCUUUCUUCUAUACUCGCCCCUGCCUUUUCCAUAUUCGUGGCCUUUCUCCGACUCAUGGCGCAGCUGCUCGGGUUAUGGGAUGGCUACGUGGAUGAACCACCACGCUUGGGAAAUCUCAUGGGUGAAAUUCGUAUCAAUGGUACUCCGGUAGCCUUUCCCUGGCUGUCAUCGCCUUCAGCACAGUCAACACAAAGCAGGGUGCCCCCGCCACAACAGCCUGUCUGGACUGUACAACCCGAAGCCUCAGUAAAGUGGGAGCACGACCAACCCUCAAUGGAUGAUGAUGAGGUUCUCUGA
Penicillium taxi is the source of this 2574-nucleotide messenger RNA. RefSeq lists its product as uncharacterized. NCBI's taxonomy places the organism in Eukaryota, Fungi, Ascomycota, Eurotiomycetes, Eurotiales, Aspergillaceae. The transcript has a single exon. Bases 1 to 2574 code for a protein of 857 amino acids. The record is from RefSeq and is a predicted model, not a curated record.